Messenger RNA from Cuscuta campestris, 1347 nucleotides. The record is from the annotation of a GenBank genome assembly. NCBI's taxonomy places the organism in Eukaryota, Viridiplantae, Streptophyta, Magnoliopsida, Solanales, Convolvulaceae.
CAGCGUGACUAAAUUAUUUUUUAUUGGUUGAAGUGUCGACAUUCUACUUUCUACUCCCUACUUGUCAUUGCUCAUUCCAUUUUGGGCUGUAAAUCAUUGAGCUAAUGCCAAAGUCCAGGCCCAAGUUUACCAAUCCAAGUCUUAUCUAAACAACGGAUAGAAAAGCCAAAGACAAACGGCGACCAUGCCGGUGGCGACACACCCUUCUGCUGCUCUGCAACUCCACAACCGAAGAUUCAACUCGAACUCUUUCUCACCGUCUCUCCUCCGCGCACGUCGGCGCCACGCAUUUUCCCGGCGGAUUGUUAGAAUUACGGAAUCGUCUAAUGGGACCGCCCUCGGCGUUAAGGCGUACAUGGAUGAGAGCAACUCCUUUUCCGGCUUUGCCAAAAAGGUCAUCGGUUCGCUACCUGUGAUCGGACUCAUCGCCAGAAUCGUCAGCGGAGAGGGCGGAAUCGGCGGAGAUUUGAUCGAUUUUGCCGAGUUCAGAAGGAGAGUGGGAAACAAAUCUUCCAUCACCGAUUCAGACGCUUUCUAUGAAUUUCAAGAUCUGAGAGGCCGGGCUGGGGAUCCUUUGCAUGUUCUAUUAUGCUGCUGGCUAGCUGCGAUCGGUGCUGGUCUGCUAAAAUCCGAGGAGAUACUGGACGGGGCUGCAAGGCUUCGUUUAUCGAACGAUAUUGAGUUCGAGGAGCAAUAUUUCAUGGAUAUGAUGAAGCAAGCAAGAAUGAAACGAGAAAAACUGAGGGCUCCAAACCCGAGCAUACCCAUGGAAAUCAGAGCCGAGAAAGCAGUUGAUGCGAUUUACGUGUGCUGCUUUGGGAUGGAUCCAAUGGGAGAAGAAGAACAAAGGCUGCUAUGCAUCAUGCUUGGGGCUGUUUUUCCCACGGUUGGGAAGCAGGAGGUGGAGAGGAUUGUGAAAGCAAAGGCAAAUCGAAUAGCAGAAGGAUCAGAGGAUGAAGCCAAACUUCGUGCGCCCAAGUCACUGUCGAAAGAAGCUGUCCGGAUUCAAUUGAAGGAUUUGGAAUUUCUGAAGCGACAAAACGGCUUUGGGAUUGCAAGAGAUGCAGACAAUUGACUUAUACAAGUCGGCAAGAAUGCCAUGCCAUAAAUAUCUUGAGAGCUGAGGUAUGUAUGAGAACUAUACAGACCUAGAUGAGAUGAUCAGUGAAAUUCCGAGAGUUUGAAGUUAAAAGAAAAUAAUUCCCAGGCCAGAAUCUUUAUCUCAUUUGUUGUAUUUAUGCUUAAAUAUUGUAAAUCUUGCAUAUUUGUGUUGAGCUCUUAAGACCACCUGCUCUAUAAUUAUUUCUUGAAAGAGUGCCCAAGUACAAAUCAAAGCAUACCAGCAUA